AUGCCUAUAAUAUGGAACAGGGGAACAAGUGGUAUCAGUGGAACAUUUGGAACGAAUGGAAACAGUGGAACAUUUAAAACACGUGGAAUUAGUGAAACAUUUGGAACGAAUGGAAUCAAUGGAACACAUGGAACAAGUGGAAUCGAAACAUUUGGAACGAAUGGAAUCAAUGGAAGAUUUGGAACAAGUGGAAUCAGUGGAACAUUUGAAACGAAUGGAAUAAGUGGAACGUUUGGAACGAAUGUAAUCAAUGAUACACAGGGAACAAGUGGAAUCGGAACAUUUGGAACGAAUGGAAUAGGUGGAACCCUUGGAACAGAGGGAAUCGAAACAUUUGGAACAAAUGGAAUCGGUGAAACAUUUGGAACAAGUGGUAUCAGUGGAACAUUUGGAAUGAAUGGAAUCAGUGGAACAUUUGGAGCAAGUGGUAUCAGUGAAACAUUUGGAACAAGUGGAAUCGGUGAAACAAUUGCAUCGAAUAAACCAGUGGAACAAGUGGAAUCAGUGGAACAUUUGGAACGAAUGGAAUUGGUGAAACAUUUGGAACAAGUGGUAUCAGUGGAACAUUUGGAACGAAUGGAAUCAGUGAAACAUUUGGAACGAAUGGAAUCGGUGAAACCUUUGGAACAAGUGGAAUGGGAACAUUUGGAACAAGUGGAAUUAGUGGAACAUUUGGAACAUGUGGAAUCAGUGGAACAUUUGGAACAAAUGGAAUCGGUGGAACACUUGGAACAGAGGGAAUCGGAACAUUUGGAACAAGUGGAAUCAAUGGAACAUUUGGAACGAAUGGAAUCAGUGAAACAUUUGGAACAAGUGGAACAUUUGGAACGAAUGGAAUCAAUGAAACACAUGGAACAAGUGGAAUCGAAACAUUUGGAACGAAUGGAAUCGGUACAAGUGGAAUAG
Drosophila subpulchrella is the source of this 906-nucleotide messenger RNA. RefSeq names its product PE-PGRS family protein PE_PGRS16-like. The record is from RefSeq and is a predicted model, not a curated record. Lineage: Eukaryota; Metazoa; Arthropoda; Insecta; Diptera; Drosophilidae. The transcript has a single exon. Bases 1 to 906 code for a protein of 301 amino acids.